Messenger RNA from Camelina sativa (false flax), 5232 nucleotides. Its product is annotated as DNA glycosylase/AP lyase ROS1. The record is from RefSeq and is a predicted model, not a curated record. Gene Ontology annotation, biological process: chromosomal 5-methylcytosine DNA demethylation pathway; base-excision repair. Gene Ontology annotation, molecular function: 4 iron, 4 sulfur cluster binding; DNA N-glycosylase activity; DNA demethylase activity. NCBI's taxonomy places the organism in Eukaryota, Viridiplantae, Streptophyta, Magnoliopsida, Brassicales, Brassicaceae.
UCUUUUUGCAUUUUGGUAAACAAUGUUAACGUUUGUUUGUCAAUGUUAUAUCUGAUCUAUAGUCUUCGUUCUUCUAUCUACUCUCUCUAUAGCUAACGGAUUAAUCGUUCAUGUUCGCUACUACUACUCUCUCACCCAAUAUCAAUGACUUGCGGAGAUAUAUCUUUUUAAACCCAUUCAGAAAAAAGUGGAUCUUAAUACAUUCUUUCUUUUACUCUUCAAAUUUUUUAUUCACAUUUCUCUGCAAAACCAAAAAAUGAUUUUGCAGUGAAAAGAUAAGAAAUUUUACAGAGGAAGAUAAAAUGGUUAUUGAUUAAGGGAGGAAGAAGAGUGAAGAAAGAGUCAACACCAAAAACAGAGUAAAAAAAAGAAAUGGAGGAACAAAGGAGGAGAGAAGAAAGCUUUAGUAUUCAACAACAACAACCUCCAUGGAUGAUUCCUCAGACACCCACGGUGGAUCCGAUCUAUCCAUACACGGUGGUGGAAGAGGAACAUUCUCAUCGGAAUCAAGUGGAGGAAAGGGGAUUCGACAUGAGUGGUCUUGAUCACUUGUCUUUUGGUGAUUUGUUAGCUCUAUCAAACACUAGACCAGUCUAUUUCUCUGGUCAGACUUCUUGGCCUUGUAAUGCCUUAGAAACCACAAGGGCUUAUGAUUCCGGUCUGAUGAUCAGAGAUAAUAUUUCUCCGAUUUGCCCCAACACGGUUGAGGAACAAGCUCAUUGGAAUCAGUUGGAGGAAAGGAGACUGGACAUGAGUGGUCUUGAUCAGUUGUCUUUUGGCGAUUUUCUGGCUCUAUCCAACAAUGCACCAGUCUAUUGCUCCGAUCAGACCACCCCUUGGGCUAGUAAUCCCUUAGAAAGAAACUCAGAGAUAAUGCAACAAGGUAAUGAAGCUGUGGAUUGUCUCAGCACAAUGAGUAACGAUGUUGCAUCAGUCUAUUUCUCCGGCCAGACACCACCUUGGGUCUCAGAACCUACAAGAAACACAGAAAUUAUGCAAAAAGGUAACGAAGCAGUGGAGAUUCUAAGCUCUGUGAGUAACAAUGUUGCUGAACAGUUCAUCAAGACUCCUGACAAACCAAAGAAGAAGAAGCAUAGGCCAAAGGUUGUUAGAGAAGCUAAACCCAAGAAGGCACCUAAACCGCCAGCUCCAAGGAAAUCUGUUGUUGUCGAUGGACAAGAAAGCAAAACACCGAGGAGGAAAUAUGUGCGGAAGAAGGUGGAAGUCAAUAAGGAUCAAGAAUCUACUCCGGUUGAACCAUCAGCACCUGUAAAAACUCCAACUCGUGCUAAGAAGCUCUGUAGACGAGUCUUGGAUUUUGAGCCUGAAAACGGAGAUGAGACGGAAUCAGCUCCUAGAGAAAAGAUGUUAGGUUCCACUAAUCAAGAGUCAAAAGAUUGCCUUCUUUCUUCGCCUAGCACGACCAAGAGAAAACGCAGCCAAGGUAAAAGAAAGGAUUCAGAACCAAAGAAGAAUGUUGGUAAUCAAGAAGGAGUUGAUCUUUCUAUCGCACAAGCUGCAAAGAGAAGACAAGCAAAAGAACCAACUUGUGGUGACUUAAAUUUAUCAGGGAUUCAGUAUGAUGAGGUAUGUGACUAUCAGAAAAUGAAUUGGCUGCAUUUCCCAAACUUGCAACAAGAAGGGAUCAGAUCUGAACCCAUUUGCAGCACACCAUUGGCUGGGCAACAACGUAAGGAUGUUUCUGCCUUUGAUUAUAACUGCUACGGUUUCACCUCUCAGCUCAGUGCUGAUACAGUUCUAACCACUCAAGAAAAACGGGAAGGUAUCUGCCAAGGAAGGAAACAGUUUGAGUUUAAUGUUCUUCCGGAUAAGAUAGAUACACCGAUAAAGACGACCAGGAGCAAAAAGAAGCGAGUCACCAAGUCUAAGAAAUCACAAACCAAGCAGAAGACUCUUCUUCCAAAUCACUGCCAGUUUCCAGCUUCAUUUUCUGGUCUUUCCCAAGAUGAACUUUGGAAACAACCUAAACUGGUCGAAGCAAUCAGUGAACAAUUGCGUAUAUUAGAUAUCAACAUGGAGAGCUGUGAAACUGCUAUCGUUCCUUACUCAGUGAAACCCCAAGAAAACCAGCUUGUACUCUACGGCGGUGGCGCUGGAGCAAUUGUGCCUAUAACUCCUGUUAAGAAACGGCGCCCAAGACCAAAGGUUGACCUAGAUGAUGAGACAGAAAAAGUCUGGAGACUGCUAUUGGAAAAUAUUAAUAGCGAGGGUAUUGACGGAUCAGAUGAGAAGAAGGCGAAAUGGUGGGAGGAAGAACGUAAUGUGUUUCGAGGACGAGCUGACUCAUUUAUAGCACGGAUGCAUCUUGUACAAGGGGAUCGCCGUUUUACACCUUGGAAGGGAUCCGUUGUUGAUUCUGUUGUUGGAGUGUUUCUCACGCAAAACGUUUCAGACCAUCUCUCAAGCUCUGCUUUCAUGUCACUUGCUUCAGAGUUUCCCGUGACUUCAGUACCCGGCAGUAACUUUGACGUUGGAACAAGCUCGACACCUUCUAUUCAAAUAACUUACUUGGACUCAGAGGAGUCGAUGUCAAGCCCACCCGGUCACAGUCAGUGUUCUGUUAUUUUAAAAAACACAGAGCCCGAUGAGGAGAAGGACUAUGAACAUAGCAAUGAAACCUCCAGAAGCAGUAGUGAGAUUGCCAGCUCAGCCCAUGAAUCAGUUUGCAAAACCACGGAUUCAAAGAUGUAUGUGGAAUCAGAUCGAAAAGGCUCAAGUGUAGAGGUUGGUAAUACAGAUCAGGAGUGCCUUAUUUUAAACCUGUUUCCGUCUGAAGAUUCUGCACUUACAUUCCAACGGUCAACGGUUUCUGAUGCUCCUCAAAAUACAGAGAGACCAGGAUCAAGCUCCGAGAUCAGCUUAGAAGGAGAGUAUCGCACUUCCUAUCUGAAGCUCCUAUUGGGCGUACAAGGCUCACAAGAAGAGCCCAAUCAAAAGAGUCAAUGUGACAAUUCAAGCCAAGAAAUUGGGGUCUCAAGCAAUCAUGGAAGCUUCCAAGUAUCACCAAAUAUGUCUCCCGGUGAUUGUAGCUCAGAAGUUAAGAAUUUACAAUCACUGAAAGGGACCACAAAAUCUUCUGAUGAUAGUUAUGAACCACAUUGUAGCUAUCAACAGGAUGGGGGUGUUUUGAGUUGUCAGAAACAUGAGAUGCCUGAACGCUGUUCGAAAAAACACAAAGGCAGCUUCCAGAUUCCAGAUCUUAAUGAAAGCACUAGUUGUAUUGAUGUCAUAGAAGACACGGAAACGCCACCAGGUCCUGACUCUAGACCGCUUGAAGACUCAUCGUGCAAAGAGCUCAAUCCUAUAGAUGAUACUACCUUAAAUGCAAAAGGUAAAAAGGUUUUAAAGCAGAAAAAGGAGGCGUUUGAUUGGGAUAGUUCAAGAAGAGAAGCACAAAUUAGAGAAGGAAAAAGAGAAAAAUCAACAAGGACAAUGGACUCAGUGGACUGGGAGGCGAUAAGAACGGUGGAUGUUAGUGUAGUUGCCGAAACAAUCAAGAAACGUGGGAUGAACCAUAUGCUUGCGGAACGUAUACAAGGCUUCCUUAAUCGACUGGUUAUUGAACACGGUAGUAUUGAUCUGGAAUGGUUGAGAGACAUUCCACCUGAUAAAGCAAAAGAAUAUCUUUUGAGUUUUAGAGGAUUGGGCCUAAAAAGUGUGGAGUGUGUGCGGCUUCUAACACUGCAUCAUCUUGCGUUUCCAGUUGAUACAAACGUUGCUCGCAUAGCAGUUAGACUAGGAUGGGUACCCCUUCAGCCACUCCCUGAGUCACUUCAGUUGCAUCUUCUAGAAAUGUAUCCUAUUCUUGAAUCUAUUCAAAAGUAUCUUUGGCCACGUCUUUGCAAACUCGACCAGAAAACAUUGUAUGAGUUGCACUACCAAAUGAUUACCUUCGGAAAGGUGUUUUGCACAAAGAGCAAACCUAAUUGCAAUGCAUGUCCGAUGAGAGGAGAAUGCAGACAUUUUGCUAGUGCUUUUGCAAGCGCAAGGCUUGCUUUACCUGGCACAGAGAAAUAUAUGGGGACACCUGAUAAAAACCCUUCGCCUCUCUACCUGCCAGAACCAUUGCAUAGAGAGCAAGGUUCAGAAGUAGUAAAGCACUCAGAACCUGCAAACAAGGUCAAGUUUUGUGAACCAAUAAUCGAAGAGCCAGCAUCACCAGAGCCAGAAAGCGCACAAGUAUCAAUAGCUGAUAUAGAAGAUGCAUUUUUUGAGGAUCCGGAAGAAAUUCCUACAAUCAGGCUAAACACGGAUGCAUUUACCAGUAACUUGAAGAAAAUAAUGGAACACAAUAAGGAACUACAAGUCCGAAACAUGUCCACCGCUUUAGUUGCACUUACUGCUGAAGCUGCUUCUCUUCCAAUGCCAAAGCUCAAGAAUAUCAGCCAGUUAAGAACGGAACAUCAAGUUUAUGAACUUCCAGACUCACAUCCUCUUCUAGUGGAGUUGGAGAAGAGAGAACCUGAUGACCCUUGUUCGUACUUGCUUGCUAUUUGGACGCCAGGUGAGACGGCUGAUUCCAUUCAACCAUCUGUAAGUAAGUGUAUAUCCCAAGCAAAUGGUAAGCUUUGUGAUGAGGAGACUUGUUUCUCAUGCAACAACAUCAAGGAGGCAAGAUCUCAGACUGUAAGAGGGACAAUCUUGAUUCCAUGUAGAACCGCAAUGAGAGGUAGUUUCCCUCUGAAUGGGACUUAUUUUCAAGUUAAUGAGGUGUUUGCGGAUCAUGCAUCCAGCCUAGACCCAAUCGAUGUUCCAAGGGAGUGGUUAUGGGAUUUGCACCGAAGAACUGUCUAUUUUGGAACCUCUAUACCUACGAUAUUCAAAGGUUUACCUACAGAGACGAUACAACAAUGCUUCUGGAGAGGUUAUGUAUGUGUACGUGGAUUUGACCGUAAAACAAGAGGACCAAAACCUUUGAUUGCGAGAUUGCAUUUCCCUGUAAGAAAAAUGAAGUCACGGGCUACCGAGAGUGCUAAGUAGGCAAGCAAAUAAAUAUGACUUAUAUGGUUAGAGAGCAAGCAAACUGUACAAAACUAGCUGAUUCAACGGAAUCGUCAACAUCACCUCAAGGCCUUCUUAGUUAUUUUGGAUUUUUGUUUUAUUUAAUGUAUCCUACUCAUAGUGACUAGAAUAGAUUGGUGUUAAUCAUUGUUUGCAAUAUUCAUUGACUAUUAGUUGAAUUAAUAAAAGAAGAGAUAGUUUUCUUUGUUC